Molecule: messenger RNA, 432 nt
Organism: Macrosteles quadrilineatus (aster leafhopper)
Lineage: Eukaryota; Metazoa; Arthropoda; Insecta; Hemiptera; Cicadellidae
Product: ejaculatory bulb-specific protein 3-like
Exons: 2
Coding region: 31-387 (118 amino acids)
Source: RefSeq, a predicted model, not a curated record
GCUGGGCAGCGGCGAUUGCAGUGGCAGUGGAUGAUCAUGAAGGUGUUGACAAUCUUGCUGAUCACGGUGGCAGCGGCGGCAGCAGCCGACACUUAUGUUUCUACUUGGGACAACAUAGAUCUAGAUGGCAUUCUCUCCAACGAUCGACUAUUAAAGGCCUACGUCGAUUGUUUAGUAGGACGCGGGAAAUGCACUCCGGACGCGGCGGCGUUAAAACGUAUACUACCCGAAGCCAUACAGACUCACUGUGCUAAGUGUACGGAGAAACAAAAGAAAGGUGGAAUUAAAGCAAUCAAAUUCAUGAUGGAGAAGAAACCUGAACUAUGGAAGGAAAUUGGUGCUAAAUAUGACCCAACUGGGGAACAUACUAAGAAUUUGAGAAAUUGAAUUUGUUAUUAAUUUGUUUUGGAUAAAAUCUUUACAUUGAACUUA